Messenger RNA from Aspergillus japonicus CBS 114.51, 705 nucleotides. RefSeq lists its product as uncharacterized. The transcript has a single exon. Bases 1 to 705 code for a protein of 234 amino acids. NCBI's taxonomy places the organism in Eukaryota, Fungi, Ascomycota, Eurotiomycetes, Eurotiales, Aspergillaceae. The record is from RefSeq and is a predicted model, not a curated record.
AUGGCUGAUCAACAGAUAUGCCACAGCGCCCUCAGCCUGGAUGACCUUGUUGCAUUCGGUAGUCUCCGGGCAGGCGAGCGUGUACAAUGGUACAAUAUAGUCCGUGAGCUUGCGUCACGUAAUCUCUCCGUGGAUAGCCCGUCAAUUGGCCUUCUAUUUCGUCAGGCCGCGUGGGAGCUGGGUACCUGGAGUGCAAGUACGGACUCGAGAGUGGCUCACCAGCCGGUUCAAAUUGAGAUGAUGAGGUUACGCUUACGAUUCUUCAACGCACAGGGUGCGCUGCAGUCUCGUGAGAUGAGUGCCACGGUAGAUCGUGACCAGGACAUCGGCUGCUUCUACGGGCUGCGGAACAAGCUGAUCGUACGUGACACAAAAGAUCACUGGCAUCGGUCUGUGGUUGUGCCGUUUGGAAAGGUCGUGGCAGUCAAGGAAAAGCACAAUUCAAUCGUCCAUAUCGAGCCCUCGUCAGAAUCACGGCGGAUCGGAUAUUUCCGGUACUCGCUGGACCGACACUUGUAUGUUCUGCGUGGAACCCCAGACAUGCAGGCCACUCUCUACCAGGCUUAUCUUCAUGCCAUGACGAGUCUUUGUGUUACCAGAUCCAGCCACACAUCGAUCUGGAACAGCCGAGGCUCUGCGGAUCUUACGGCAGGCUCAGCUUCAGUCAAUCCUGCCCUUGAGGUCGAAAUUGUCUGGAUCUGCUAG